AAUAAUUUUUGAGUAUGGACUCCAUACAUCAGCAUCACUGCAAGAGUUUUUCUUAAAUCCCCAACCCAUUUCCACACCUGUGGAAUCAGAAUGUUUAGGGAUGUAGAUCCCAGGAAUCUACAUUUUUAUCAAGGAGGGUGGUAUGGCUCUUCUGAGAACUACUAGUUCAUCCAACUCAGUCAUCUAGAGAGAAUCCUGAAGCCCAGGGAGAUAGUGUCUUUGAGGCCAUGUGGGUUAUUUAGUGCUGCAUCCCACAGUAAUAAUUUCUGUUCUGAUGAGCUUUCUACUCCAGGCCUCUAUGAGCUGGACUGACUUAAUAUAGGUGCGCGGCCAUCACCACCUGUGUCUUUGAGAUUAAGCUAACAGAGGCAAGAAUGGUGCCUCUGAACUCACUGUGUGGUGCUGCUCAGGAGGCAGGAAGCCUGUAAAGGACUCUUUGAUUCUUGUGACAUCUUCGCACAAAAGAACUGCCCUGUUUCCAUGCUGGCAUUGCUGCAGUUUCCUUUCUUCUUUUAGUUCCUGGACAUCUCCAUGAAAUGGACGACCCAAGAAACAUUUCCUCCGAAGUACCUUCAUUUUGACCCAGAAACCUCUCACCAGCUGAUGUGUGACAAAUGUCCCCCCGGCACCUACUUAAAACAGCACUGUACAGCGAGGCGGAAGACCGCGUGCGCCCCCUGCCCUGACAGCUACUACACGGACGCCUGGCACACCAGCGACGAGUGUCUGUACUGCAACGCGGCGUGCAAGGAGCUGCAGUACGUCAAGCAGGAGUGCAACCGCACCCACAACCGCGUGUGCGAGUGUGAAGACGGGCGCUACCUCGAGGUGGAGUUCUGCUCCAAGCACAGAAGCUGCCCCCCCGGGUUUGGGGUGCUGAAAGCUGGAACCCCAGAGCGAAAUACGGUUUGCAAAAGAUGUCCAGAUGGGUUCUUCUCGAAUGAGACAUCCUCGAAAGCACCCUGCAGAAAACAUACCAACUGCAGUGCCUUUGGUCUCCUUCUGACUCAGAAAGGAAAUGCAACACAUGACAACAUAUGUUCUGGAAACAGUGAAUCGGUGCACAGAUGUGGAAUAGAUGUCACCCUGUGUGAGGAGGCAUUCUUCCGGUUUGCUGUUCCUACCAAAGUCACCCCUAACUGGCUCAGUGUCCUGGUAGACAAUUUGCCUGGCACCAGAGUAAACGCGGAGAGUGUAGAGAGGAUAGAAAGACGACACAGCUCCCAAGAGCAGGCUUUCCAGCUGCUGAAGUUAUGGAAACACCAAAACAAAGGCCAGGAUACGGUCAAGAAGAUCAUCCAAGACAUCGAGCUGUGCGAGCGCAGCGUGCGGCGGCACCUGGGGCGCGCGAACCUCACCUCGCAGCAGCUGCGCAGCCUGAUGGAGAGCUUGCCGGGGAAGAAGGUGGCGCCCGAAGACAUCGAGCGGACGGCGAAGGCCUGCGCGUCGGGCGAGCAGGUCCCGAAGCUGCUGAGCCUGUGGCGGGUGCAGAACGGCGACCAGGACACCCUCCAGGGCCUGGUGCACGCGCUGAAGCGCCUGAAGGCGCCCCGCUUCCCGCAGGCGGCCGCGCAGAGGCUGAGGAAGGCCGUCCGCUUCCUGCACGGCUUCGCCAUGUACCGGCUCUAUCAGAAGCUGUUCGUAGAAAUGCUGGGGAACCACGUCCAGUCGGCAAAGAUAAGCUGCUUGUAACCGGAGGCGGCCGCUGGGCCGUUUCCUCCCCGUGGACCAGGUCGGACGGACGAGUAAACUGUUUCUCAGGUUCUCAGGCACUUGAGGGGGGACAGUGGCUUCUUUCUCACUGCCCAGGACUCCACUCGGCCCCAGGCACACGAAAGCAAAACUAUGCUAUGGAGAAAGAGCCAACUUCUCCCCCCAAAGCUCAGUAAGCCCCAAAUAGUUUAUCCAACUGGCAGAUCUGGUCCAGUAUCUACUGACUAUGUUUCCCCCCCUUAUUACUGCUUGAAGUAAUUCAACUGGAAAUGAGAAACUAGGCUGCGUGGGGCCUCGCUAAAUAUGGGAAUGUCUAACUUCAGGAGCUUUGAGAUCGCAGCUGUCUAGAGGCUUUUAUGAAAAAGCCAUUUCUUCCCUGUAAAAGUACUAAUAUAUCUGUAACACUAUUACAGUAUUUGCUAUUUAUAUUCAUUCAGAUAUAAGGUUUGUACAUAUUAUUGUCCUAAAGGGAAAUCGUGUGGACUUAAUUUUAGAAAGAAAAAUUUUUAUAUAUUCUGUUUAUUAUGACAAAUGAAAGAGAUAAAAUAUAUUUUUUAAUGGAAAGUUUGUAGCAUUUCCGAAGAGGUACUGCCACUCUUCCUGUGUGGGGUGUUUUUGUAAUAUAAUUUUACCUAUAUAAGCUAUGAUAUCAUUUUAUAGAGAAUACAUUAUUUAGUCAAUUGUUUAAUGUUGGAAAGUGUUUGAAAUAUAAAUUAUCUGAAUAUUAGAUGCGCUGAGAAAUUGAAUGUACCUUAUUUAAGAGAUUUUAUGUUUUUUUGCUAUAUAAACAACAUCAUUAAAGUUUUCAAAUUA
Messenger RNA from Miniopterus natalensis, 2526 nucleotides. NCBI's taxonomy places the organism in Eukaryota, Metazoa, Chordata, Mammalia, Chiroptera, Miniopteridae. The record is from RefSeq and is a predicted model, not a curated record.